AUGGUUGCCAGCAGCCGCAUCCUCGCCGUGGCUUCCGCCUUCGCCGUCGGCGCCUCCGCCGCCGCCGUCCCCGUCCUCCGUCGCCAGGAGGACGGCAACAGGUGGACGGCCACCAACUACACCUGGGGAUGCUCCCCCGGCGGCUGCAUCGCCAACUUCUUCCUCCUGGGACAGGAGGGUUUCCCCUCCGGCGCGCCGGCCUUCGACGUCCAGUGCAGCCCCGUCUACGUCCAGCAGGACUGGACGGCGUGCAAGAACGCCGACGGGUCCGACAUGGCUCCCGAGUCGGUCGUCUACGCCGUCUGGCAGAAGAACGAACCCACCGAUCCCAAUCAGUACGUCAACAUCGCGCACGUCUACUACCGCCAGGAGGACGGGCUCUACUACAUCGCCCAGACCAACUCCACCGGUUUCGUCCCUGAGCAGGGCGCUUCUGAGUUCUUCGACAUCGCCAGCGUCCUGCCCGCCCCUGAGAGCCAUCUCCCCCCUCCUACUCUGACGAGCACCCCGUCUGCUCCGGUCACGAUCCAGUCCGACGCUCCAGCUUCCGACCCUAUCCAGUCUGAUAUUGCCGCUCCCGAUCCUGUCCAGUCUGAUAUCGCGGCUCCCAACCCUAUUCAGUCUGACGCUCCGGCUUCCGACCCUCUCCAGUCUGAUAUUGCCGCUCCCGUCCCUAUCCAGUCCGACGCUCCGGCUUCCGACCCCAUCCAGUCUGAUGUUCCCACCCCCGACCCCGUCCAGUCCGACGCUCCCAUCCCGUCCACUGAUCUUACGGUAACUGAUCCCGUCCCCCCUGCCGGAGAGAACAUCCCCAAUUCUGACGAUGGCACCCAGGACACCGGAUCCGACAACGUCAUCACUCCCGGCGGUGGUCCCACCGACGACCCGGUUCCUACCCAGAGCGAGGCCCCUUCGCCGGCCCCUACCGAGACUGAGCCCACUUCAGAUGACCCUGCGUCUACCCCUGAGGUCAUGUCCCAGCCUAUCCUGGCCCCCGGCGAGGCCAGCAUCGGCACCAUCCCCCCCGGUGGUGACGGCGCUUAA
Messenger RNA from Colletotrichum karsti, 1044 nucleotides. RefSeq lists its product as uncharacterized. NCBI's taxonomy places the organism in Eukaryota, Fungi, Ascomycota, Sordariomycetes, Glomerellales, Glomerellaceae. The record is from RefSeq and is a predicted model, not a curated record. Bases 1 to 1044 code for a protein of 347 amino acids. The transcript has a single exon.